AUGCUGUUGGAGGUAGCCUUUGACAAUGAGACGGGCCUUCCAUUGGUCGCGAUCGGGGCGGCGCAUCGCUUCGUUCCAGGUCAAGGGAUCACCAGUGGGAACUUUAGCCCCAAGGAGGCUGGAGUGAGCGUUCGAGUGGACGUCACAGUAACCGUCAACAAAAAUGACGAAGUAGGAAGAGCCGCCAAUGGACUGAACACGGCAUGGGCCACAUAUGUCGGAGUGCACGAGAGUGAGGUAGGUGUUGGCGCGGAAGACGGCCUCAGAGGAGAAGGGUUUUCGACGCGACUUCGCGUACUCACAGACGUCGCAGUCGAAGGAUUUGAAGUUCCGUGUGCGAUAGCCGGAGAUUUAGGGGUGGUCGGCAACGAGAGAGCGGAAGAUGGCGGCACUGGAGUGGCCAAGGCGUUCGUGCCAUCGUCGAAGAAGGGCAUCGUUGGGCAGACGAGAGACGUCAACUAG
This is a messenger RNA of Aphanomyces astaci, 462 nucleotides long. RefSeq lists its product as hypothetical. The transcript has 3 exons. The coding region runs from base 1 to 462 and encodes 153 amino acids. The record is from RefSeq and is a predicted model, not a curated record. NCBI's taxonomy places the organism in Eukaryota, Oomycota, Saprolegniomycetes, Saprolegniales, Verrucalvaceae.